AUGGAAAACACACCGGAACAAUGGUACAAGAACUUACCCAUUUUAACGCGUGUGUUGCUUACCGUCAUCUUUGGCGUCACCGUCCUCGUGCAGCUGGAGUUCCUGAACCCGGGGCUUUUGUUCCUCAACUGGCCCAUGAUCAUUAACAAGCUGCAGGUUUGGCGAUUGCUGACACCCGCACUUUUCUUUGGCACGUUCAGUUUCCAGUUCUUGUUGCAGAUGUACUUCUUCACGUCCUUCUCGUCAAAGUUGGAACAGAACGAGGUUUUCUCGCAGCCUGGGGACUACCUUUUCUUCCUUCUCGCGCAGAUCUUGCUCCUCGAUGUCAUAUCUUUGGCAUUGAUGUGGCCGAGCGGUUUCCCUACCUUGGGACCUCCCCUGGUCUUCGCAAUUCUAUAUUACUGGAGCCGCCGCGAACCCUACGCCAGACUUAGCUUCUUCAGCUUCACCAUCCAGGGUUACCAGUUCCCAUUCGCGCUGAUCUUCUUUCAGUUGCUGAUAGGCGGAAACAUUUGGAUGGACUUGCUGGGGUUGGCUUCCGGCCACAUCUACUAUUUCCUAGCAGAGGUCGUGCCACAAGAGUACGGAUAUGUCCUGGUGAAAACUCCGGCCUUCUUGUCCAACUUCAUGGCAAGAUAUACUGCUCAAGGAGUUGCAGCGAACCGGGCGGCAGCACCAGCACGGCCCCAACCCACCAACUUCGGGGGCGGAGGCCAGCGGCUGGGUGGCAACUGA
Symbiodinium natans is the source of this 735-nucleotide messenger RNA. NCBI's taxonomy places the organism in Eukaryota, Dinophyceae, Suessiales, Symbiodiniaceae. The record is from the annotation of a GenBank genome assembly.